UGCAAUGUGCCAUGAACGCAUCUCGAGUUGUACCUGCUGUUACUAUAGAAACGUAGCAUAGCUUGCGCUAGCUAACGUCUGAUAAAACCGACAGUCAAACAUUUCGGGUCAUGUAGAGUUAGUUAGCUUCUUGAAAUGGAGGACCGGUAUGCUUUUCUCACUGAGUGGUAUGAUCCCACUGCAGCCCUACUGCGGCGCUACCAACUCUUCUACUACCCCCAAGAUGGCUCCGUAGAAAUGUUUGACGUAAAGAACCGGCGGAUGUUUUUGAGAAGGACCAAAUAUGACGACAUCCAUCAGGAGGACCUGUUUGUGGGGAAUCGAGUGAAUGUGUUCUCACGGCAGCUAAAUCUGAUAGAUUACGGAGAUCAGUACACAGCAAACAAACUCGGCAGCAAAAAAGAAAGAACUCUUGCUCUGGUAAAGCCGGACGCGGUUACCAGGAUAGGCGAUAUCUUCGAACUGAUUUACUCCUCCCACCUGAUCGUGACCAAAGCCAAAAUGACCAAGCUUACAUGGAGCCAAGCGGCAGACUUUUAUGCGGAACAUCAGUCAAAGCCUUUCUUCAAUCUGCCUCCAUUUUACAGCAACUUGGUGCAGUUUGUGUCGUCAGGCCCUGCGGUUGCCAUGGAGCUGAUGGGUGACGAGGCCACGUCUGUCUGGAGGAAGCUCCUGGGCCCGGCAGACUCCGCCGUGGCGCGCAAGGAAGCGCCGCAGAGUGUCCGCGCGCAGUUCGGGACGGAUGCCGUCAAAAACGUUUGCCACGGCUCCGAGUCGCUCGCCGCUGCGGCUAGAGAGCUUGAGUUCUUUUUUCCCUCCACCAUCGGCCACGGCCCCUCUAACACAGCCGUCUACACAGACUGCACAUGUUGCAUCAUCAAGCCUCACGCCAUAUCAGAAGGUCUGACCGGGAAGAUCCUGAACUCCAUAUCUGCAGCUGGUUUUGAAAUCUCUGCUCUUGAAAUGUUCAACGUGGACCGGGCAAACGCAGAGGAAUUCUACGAGGUUUACAAAGGCGUCGUCACAGAAUAUCCUAGUAUGGUGACGGAGCUGUGCUCUGGGCCCUGCUUGGUCCUAGAGAUCCACGGCACAGAUGUACCAAAGUCUUUCAGGGAAUUCUGCGGUCCGUCCGAUCCCGAAAUCGCACGGCAUCUCCGUUCCAACACGCUGCGCGCCCUUUAUGGCAAAGACAAAGUGAGAAACGCGGUGCACUGCACAGACCUCCCUGAGGACGGUGGUCUGGAGGUGCAGUAUUUCUUUAAGAUUUUGGACGGAUGAAAGCAAAGAAGACGCUUCGACCACACACUCAAGGACGCCACCGUUGUCUCAAUGUUCUGUUUAUUGUUUCAGCCUUAUGCAGAUUAAAUAAAGUGACAAGAUCAGACUCCUGACAUGUGUUUUGAUCUCAAACAUUGAAUUAAGUAUUUUUCACACCCACUAAAACACCUUAUUACAUGGGAUACUGCAUUGCCUCUGAUUUUUCUCUAAGUUUUAGACCAGCGACUUUGGUUUUGGAUUCAUAAACAUCACACGUUG
This is a messenger RNA of Fundulus heteroclitus (mummichog), 1536 nucleotides long. RefSeq names its product NME/NM23 family member 7 (gene nme7). Gene Ontology annotation, biological process: UTP biosynthetic process; CTP biosynthetic process; GTP biosynthetic process. Gene Ontology annotation, molecular function: ATP binding; nucleoside diphosphate kinase activity. The coding region runs from base 136 to 1278 and encodes 380 amino acids. The record is from RefSeq and is a predicted model, not a curated record. Gene Ontology annotation, cellular component: centrosome. Lineage: Eukaryota; Metazoa; Chordata; Actinopteri; Cyprinodontiformes; Fundulidae. The transcript has 12 exons.